CAAAUGUCUACCUACCGAGCAAUGCCCUCCACCUCAGUGCCUCCCCAUCCGCUCCCACAACGCCUCCUCCGUAUGCGGAUUGCCCACACUAAGGUAGCUCCGCUGGCCCAGGCAAUUACACCCCCAGACACGGCCAGGGAUCACCGCAGUAUUCCAUGCUCCCUCUGCCGCAACCACGUCCUUCUUGAAGCCACCCCUUCUCUCUUCUGUCCUUCCUGUCUGGUAUCUUUAUAUAUGAUCCUACCUGUCCCUCCCAUCCCGUUUCUGUCCGCCUGUUCGUUCCUCUUCACCCAGGCAAUUCGUCUCAUCUUGAAUCCGACCUACCCUGGCCGUCGACAAUCUCGUCCCAGCUCUGUCCACAUUCGAGACAGCUUGCUCUUGAGAAAAAAAAAAUAAUAAUACUCCCUCAUCCCCUCUCCUGACUCUUCUACGCCAUCCAAUCCUCUGGUGAACACCUCGCACGACCCCGAUACCGCACACCAAUCGCCCAUCAUGUCUUACACGCAUACUGGAGCUCCUACGGAGUUCAAUGGCACCAACGAAGAUUACGGUGGUGAUUCCACCACCACGAACCUGAACCAAUGGUACCAAUCCGGUGACCAGUCUUACAUUCUCGUCUCGGCCGCCAUGGUUCUGCUCAUGAUUCCCGGCAUUGCCUUCCUUUACUCCGGUCUCGCCCGCAGAAAGUCGGCCCUCUCCCAAUUGUGGGUGGUUAUGAUGAGCUUUUCAGUCAUCGUCUUCCAGUGGUACUUCUGGGGUUACUCUCUGGCCUUCAGCGAAACUGCCACCAACGGCUUCAUUGGUGAUCUUCGACACUUUGGCCUCAUGAAGGUUCUCGCUACUCCCUCCCAGGGCUCGCCUCUCGUUCCCGCCCUUCUCUACUCCUUCUACCAGAUGAUGUUCUGCGCCGUUACUGCCGCCCUCACUGCUGGUGCCACCGCCGAGCGCGGCCGAGUCAUUCCCUGCAUGGUCUUCAUCUUCUUCUGGGCCACCCUCGUCUACGCCCCCGUCGCCUGCUGGGCUUGGAACGCCAACGGCUGGGCCUUCAAGUACGGUGUUCUCGACUACGCCGGAGGCGGCCCCGUCGAGAUUGGUUCCGGCAUGUCGGCUCUCGCCUACUCCUGGGUUCUCGGCCGUCGCAACGAGAGAAUGAUGCUCAACUUCCGUCCCCACAACAUCUCCCUCAUCACUCUCGGCACCAUUCUUCUCUGGUUCGGAUGGUUGGGUUUCAACGGUGGUUCCGCCUUCGGUGCCAACCUCCGUGCCGCCAUGGCUUGCUGGAACUCCUGCUUGACCGCCAUGUUCGCUGCCAUGACCUGGUGCCUUCUCGAUUUCCGUCUGGCCAAGAAGUGGUCUCUUGUUGGCUGGUGCUCCGGCACCAUUUCCGGUCUCGUUGCCGCUACCCCUGCCUCCGGUGUCAUCACUCCCUGGGCUUCCAUCAUCCUCGGUGUUGUCGCUGGUGUUGCUUGCAACUUCGGCACCAAGAUCAAAUUCCUCCUCAAGAUUGACGACUCUCUCGACGUAUUCGCCGAGCACGGUAUCGGCGGUAUUGUCGGUCUCAUCUUCAACGCCUUCUUCGCCUCCAGCUCGAUUAUCGGUCUCGACGGUGUCAACAUGGGAGUCUCUGGCGGCUGGGUUGACGGCAACUACAAGCUCAUGUACAUCCAAAUUGCCUACAUCGUCGCCUGCUGCGCCUAUACUUUCGUCAUGUCCGCCAUCUUGGCCAAGGCCAUCGACAUGAUUCCUGGUCUGAAGCUCCGCGCUUCCGAGGAGGCUGAGCUCCUGGGUAUGGACGACGACCAGCACGGUGAAUUCUCUUACGACUACGUCGAGGUUCGCCGCGACUUCCUUGCCUGGACCCCUCACCAGGCCGAGCCCGCCGGAGAGGGAAAGUUCAUUCCUCAGCACGGAAUUGAGGAGCACCAGCACAUGGCCAACAACGGAGCAAGCAGUGGAUCAGACGAGCCCAAGCCUGUGACGCCCCAAGGCGAGAUCAGGAGCGAGAAGGCUCCUUCUCUGUAAAUUGGGAGCCCGUGCCAUGAGGAAGAGUUGGUCACUUUGAUUUGAAUUUUUGGGUGCCGUAUAGGCUCCAAAAGCGAGGCGUUAUUUACAGGAUGGGAUUGAUCUAAAGCUGUUUUCCCCGUUGGAAGGAUAUCCCGCAAAAUGCGAAGCGAGCAGAUACUUUUUUUAUUUUAUUGUUGUAUAAUACCCCAUGGUAUAUCCGUAAUGAGAAGCCAA
This is a messenger RNA of Colletotrichum scovillei, 2238 nucleotides long. RefSeq names its product ammonium transporter. The record is from RefSeq and is a predicted model, not a curated record. The coding region runs from base 493 to 2022 and encodes 509 amino acids. Gene Ontology annotation, biological process: ammonium transmembrane transport. NCBI's taxonomy places the organism in Eukaryota, Fungi, Ascomycota, Sordariomycetes, Glomerellales, Glomerellaceae. Gene Ontology annotation, cellular component: plasma membrane. Gene Ontology annotation, molecular function: ammonium channel activity. The transcript is spliced from 3 exons.